UUUCUCUUUCAAUAUUUAUCAAAAUGAAAUUUUUUUUCGAAAAAAUUUCCAUCAAAUAUCUUCCGGUUCAACUUUUGUAAAUUGAUUAAAGUCCAAAAACAUUUCCUUUCGUUUACUGAAGUGAUUUAGCUAACGUCCGGUAAUUGCUUAAAUUUUAAACAGACAAGAUGCCUAUUCUUGUACAUCCGAGGCUGUCCGAAAAAAAGCGUAAGGAAAGCCUCCAAAAUUACAAAAACAUGAUUGUGGAGGCCAAGCCCCGGGUAGUCGACAUGUCGCCAAAGCUCAAUGUCAGAAAUGUUUUACGUGCGUCAAGCUUGCGUGACGACUGCGAGGCCUUUGAGCGUGUCCGUCGCAUGAACAACGAGCUGCUACGUAGCAUUAAUAUAAUUUCACGCAUUGGCGGCAAAUUGGAUACAUUUCGCGAAAAGUUAUUUUACUCUGCCCGAUCUCGCAUACCUUACAUGAUUUUGAAGAAUCGUCAUAUCGAGAAGGACAAUGCCAAAUUUGGGCAGUUGCUGAAAACGACGGGCACAACUUUGGAUACGCAUAUGGCGCCCCAUUUGUUGCGACAAGUGCGGAAGGAUACUGUAGAAUUUGUGAUUCCCGCACAAAUAUUGGCCAAAUAUAAACAAAUUGAAAUGCCACCCUACGAACAGUUGCGUCGCCUGCUACGGCCGGUUAUUUAUUUCGAUUUCUAUGUGAAAGGCUUGCGGCCGGCGGGUCGUAUCGUCAUACAAUUGUACACAGAAGCCUGUCCACAGGUGGUGUUGGCAUUUGUGCGCGCCUGUCGCAAUCGUGAUAAAAAUAAUAUCCUAGUAAAUCGACUAUUUCCCGGCCUAUGGCUAGACUGCUGCCUGCUUCUGCCUGAAGGUCACAAAAUCAAACCUAAUCGCAUUGAGUACGACAUACGUGCACUGGAUCAUAAUCGGCCGGGCACUUUAUCCUUAUCGCUGGACAAUCUGGAAGCGCUCAAUCAAAAUGCUCUGAAAUUUUCAAUGAGCCUUAAACCGUUAAGUGUGCUGAAUGGCAAACGUGUUGCGUUCGGUCUAGCGCGUAGUGGCACGAAGGUGCUCGAUUCGAUGCAAGUGUUCGGCAUGAAGAAGAGUGGCAAACUAACGAAGAGUAUCAUUAUCAGCGACAUCGGUUUGCUCGUGUAAGAGAGUGUGAAGCCUAAUUGGAAGUAUCAUUCUAUUUGUAAAUUAAUUGUAAAAAUGUGUGGCACUCGCUGAAAUAGAAAAAAAAAAAAAAUAA
Messenger RNA from Anastrepha ludens (Mexican fruit fly), 1251 nucleotides. RefSeq lists its product as uncharacterized. The transcript has a single exon. The record is from RefSeq and is a predicted model, not a curated record. Gene Ontology annotation, biological process: protein peptidyl-prolyl isomerization. The coding region runs from base 168 to 1157 and encodes 329 amino acids. NCBI's taxonomy places the organism in Eukaryota, Metazoa, Arthropoda, Insecta, Diptera, Tephritidae. Gene Ontology annotation, molecular function: peptidyl-prolyl cis-trans isomerase activity.